ACCUAGCCGUUUUUGAUUGAGACAACUCGCACCUUCAUUUUGCUCUCAGUUUCUUCUAAUUAUUAUUUUCUUUUAUCGUAUCCCGAACAUGAGAAGCAUUAAUAUUGGUUGGCCCAAGUUGAAAUCUCCCUUUGGAAGGCCAGGUUAGCUUCUCAAUAUCUUAUAUUCUUCUUAUUUUUUCCGUACGUUCAAAAGGUUCUUUGAUCAAAUCUUUCUAUAUAUAAAGGGUGAAUCAUAUUUUUGGAAUCUGAUGUAACACACACACACACAAGAUGAUUUUCUAUAGGUCUUUAAUUUUCUUUUUUAACAUCUUAUAUGUAGAUAUAUAUUCUCGGUUCACUGUAGUUUGUGUUAUGGCCUCAGGCAGAUCUCGGAAGGAAAUUAGCGUCAAUAGCUUGUCAAGCAAGUCAAGCGUGAAUGAAGAAUACACGGAAGCUCUCAGAACGAAAUCUUACAUAGAAAUAUGGAACAAAGCUCAAGGUCAGCUGGGAAGUACAAGCAUUAUAAGCAGUCUCUCUUCAUCGUCGUCCACUCUUCCUCUCUCUAUGCAUCUCUCCGAAUAUUUACUCGAACCACGUCAAGAAACCCUAGUGGAAAUGAUGGAAGGCAUGAACCUACACCACCUUCUAAUUGACUUUUUUGAAGCCAGCUUAGAAGCGUGUAAAGUCUGUGAAUUACUCCUUCAAAGCAUCCAUCAAACACGUGCUAGUUAUAAGAAAAUCAAAAGGGUAAUCAAGCUAAGCAGAAGUGUGAAUGAUCGUGCAGAUCAUAAUUACACUGAUAAACAAUGCCGGGCUAUUUCUGGCGAGCUUGCUGCCUUUGUAAUGUUGAAAAACCCAUUAUUGAAUAUUGGUGCAGUACAAUUUCGUGACAUUCGUGAUGGCCACAUGAUAUUGCUCCGGAGGUUAACAUCAAAAUACAGAAAGAUAAAAAGGAGAGAGAGAUUCCGUAGAAUUUGGAAGAAGGUUUGUGGGACUGGUCUUUUUAUUUCACAGAGCGCACUUCUGAUUCUGCCGCUAAUCUGUGCACUCCAUGGCAUGGUUGGAAUCGUGGCAGCCCCAGCGCUCUUUGCUUUUUCCUUGGGUUUAUCUUGGAAGAAAAUGAAGGGGGCUUGCGGAGGCCGGCUCAAGAAAAGAUUGCCUGAAAGAGUUAGUGUGCAACUUGAUGUUGCCGCCAAAGGGGUUUACAUAUUGAUCAAUGAUUUCGAUACAAUGAGCAGGAUGGUUAUGAGGUUAAAUGACGAGGUAGAGCACCGGAAAGCUGUUGCUGAUGUGUGUGUUAGAAAUGGAAAAUCUGAAAUAUUAAAGGAGGUUGUGAGGGAGUUUCAUGUCCAUGAAUCAAGCUUUCUGGAGCAGUUAGAAGAGCUUGAAGAACACAUCUACCUGUGCGUUCUCACAAUAAACAGGUCCAGGAGUCUUGUAAUUCAAGGGAUAAUGGCGGCCCCCCAAUGACACGUACAGAUAUUAAAUGUGCAAAUACUGAAAUAUGCAUGUGCAUGGUGGAUGAUACACUACGACAGUCAAUUUUGAGAUGGAGAUUGCUGUGGAAUAAAGGUUAUUCAUCACCAAGGAAGAGUUCAAUUUAUUCAAGCGCUAAUUUCUAAGCCUUUCAUUCUUUUGUAAUUAACAUAAUGCCAAAAAUAUGGCUUUAAAACAAGUCAAUUAUUAGAAUUCAAUUGCUAUAUAUUCCAUUGGGUUCAUAUUCAUACCCAAACU
Messenger RNA from Juglans microcarpa x Juglans regia, 1715 nucleotides. Its product is annotated as UPF0496 protein At1g20180-like. Bases 273 to 1451 code for a protein of 392 amino acids. The record is from RefSeq and is a predicted model, not a curated record. The transcript has a single exon. NCBI's taxonomy places the organism in Eukaryota, Viridiplantae, Streptophyta, Magnoliopsida, Fagales, Juglandaceae.